Zerene cesonia (dogface butterfly) is the source of this 2936-nucleotide messenger RNA. RefSeq names its product sperm motility kinase-like. The record is from RefSeq and is a predicted model, not a curated record. Lineage: Eukaryota; Metazoa; Arthropoda; Insecta; Lepidoptera; Pieridae. The transcript has 8 exons. Gene Ontology annotation, molecular function: protein serine/threonine kinase activity; ATP binding. Gene Ontology annotation, biological process: peptidyl-threonine phosphorylation; peptidyl-serine phosphorylation. The coding region runs from base 258 to 2285 and encodes 675 amino acids.
GGCCGGGAGGCGAUGCGUGCGCGCUGCCAGUCGACACGAGCGCCGGCUGAUCGUCGCUGCGUUGACCUAGAAAUACUAUAUCAAAGUUAAUUAUUUCAUGUGGCCUGAAAGUGAAUUGUGAUGUGAUUGUAUGUGAUAUUGACACGGUGCUUCGGAAGAUAAAAAUAAACCGAUCUUUAGUAAUUACUUAGGUACUUACCAUUUAUUAAAGCGGCGAACAGCGUUUUUAAAAUCAUGGAUGACAUAUUUAUGAAAAAAUGAAUGACGGUACAAGAAGAGCCUUAACAGGCUCCAUACACAAGAUACGAGAAUUCGAGCUCGAAAAAGUAUGUUUGGUGGAAGAAUUCGACAUUUUGCAAAUAGUGGGCGAGGGAUGGUUCGGAAAAAUACUUCUCGUCGAACAUAGAGCUUCUGAUACUGAGAUAGUACUGAAGGCUCUCCCAAAACCUUACGUAUCCAUACGAGACUUUUACAGGGAAUUCCAUUACAGCUUACAUUUAAGCGCUCAUAGAAAUAUUGUAACCACAUUCGACGUCGCGUUUGAAACUGCUGGCUUCUAUGUUUUCUGCCAAGAAUAUGCGCCCCUCGGCGACCUCACUUCUAAUAUGUUGGAUACUGGAAUUGGUGAAAUACACACGAAAAGAGUGGCAAAACAACUAGCAGCGGCGUUAGAACACCUACAUCAAAGAGAUCUAGUACAUCGAGAUGUUAAAUUAGAUAACAUACUUGUAUUCAAAUCAGACUUUUCUAGAAUCAAAUUAUGUGAUUUCGGCGAAACCAGAAAAGUUAAUUCAGUUGUAAGACGAAGAAACGAAUGGUUGCCUUAUUCUCCACCAGAAGUUUUAAACUUAUCAAUGGACAGUUCGUACAAAGCUUUAAUUAGCCAUGACAUUUGGCAAUUUGGCAUAGUGAUAUUCAUUUGCCUGACUGGAUGUUUACCCUGGCAGAAAGCGGCUUUUGACGACCCGAGAUAUUUAAGUUUCUUCAACUGGUAUAAUAGUGCAAAUCCAUUAAAAAGGCAACCAAAAUUGUGGAAAAUGGUUUCUUCAAGGGUCCAGAAAAUGUUUAAGAAAUUCGUUGAACCUAGAGUAGAAAAAAGAGCCUUAAAUUUUAAUGAAUUAACUCGAUACUAUGACUAUAGAUGGAUGGCUAAAGGAUACACGGACAGAGUUGCUGGAGGCGACAUUGAUGAACUAUGCCCAUCAAUGUACAGUUUCCAUAGCGAUCCGAAUGAAAAGAACAUAUUAUUGAAACAUUUUAGAGAUAACGGAAUUGAAACAACAGUUGAUAGACAUGCAAAGAAGCAAAGAAUAAAAGAAUGGAUUCAAAAUAGCGUCAUAGAAGAAGUAGACGAGGAGGAAGAAAGCAAUCACGAGCCAAGCGUUUACGACGACAGUGAUGUAGAAUUAGAAGAUAGAUCCAGACCCCAUCCAAUUGAUGAGAGUCAUCGAGUUACUCUACGGUAUGACACAGAAAAACAUAUUAACCCAAGAACUGGUGAAGUUAUUGAAGGUGUUAAAAGAGCCUCAGAAAAAAAUCCACUUUCUUAUGACGUACAAAAUAUAGAGCCAGUGGCACCGGCAAAUGUUGUAAGGCGAUAUGGUAUUAAGGAGGAUAAUUCGCCGCAAAGCUCUACCAAGGAUAGUGCUUAUGGAUCUUUAGAAAUAUCUGGAACGAAAAACAAAGAAAAUAAACAAACACCAUCUAUUGACAGGAUGUCUAAUCAGUCUCCGAGCAGAUCAUUAAGUGCGGUAUCUCUACCGCAAAGCAAAAUACCUCUGUCCACUCACGCUCAAAGAUUCCAAAAAAGUGAAGAAGUAUUUUCCAAAGAAUUAGAGAAUAUGAAAGGAAGUUCUUCAACUAUACAUUCUUUAGUAAAUUCGUCAAGAUCUAACAGUAUUCAAGUAACGAGAAAUGGUUCCUUAGAUAGCGCAAACACGAAAGAUAUUCCUCCAGAAAAUGAAAUUUCAGAAUCAAACAAAAAGCCGAGCAAUCCUGCUAUUACACAAAAUGGGUUUAGUCCAGGUGGAAAAGUAGCUGAAAAAGAGGCACAACCAUAUAUAUCCAUGAAACAUUCAGUUUAUGAAAUCGUCAGCAAUCGAAGUGAUAAUGGAAAUAUUAACAAAAUAGAUAGUCAAUUGAACAAUACUAACGCUCCAGAUAGUCCGUACACAUCUAUGCUAAAUAUUGUGCAAGGACAAAUGAAAAUAAGCCCCCACGCUAAAGAAAGUAAUAGAAAUAUUGUGAACGUUUCUAUAACAAAGAUGAAUAGAAAAAAAUUGUGAUAAUUGCUCAAAUAUGUUAUAUAAUAUAUUAAAUUUCGUGUCUCUACAUAUAAUUAAAUAAGGUUGCCUUAAUUAAAAUAUAGAAAUGGUCAAGACCUAUUGUCCGCAAAUUAUAAACAAAUGUAUAAUUUCGUAGAUCUAAGCGUGUCUGUGAAUUUUUUUUAAGAACUGCCGGUAAAACGCAUACAGCAUACAAACGUUAUAAAUACCAUUUAUAAUGUUUGUUCCUUUAUGUCUACCUUUCCUGGAUACCAUUUACAAAUAGCAAUAUAUUAUAAAUGGAUUAAAGUAAUGAGGACCCGUAAAUAUAGACAACCUAGCCGUUACAAAUUCUAUGUGAAAUAUAUUACAAUGUAUCCUAUUCACUUUGGAAUUUAGUUCAUUUGGUAGAAAAUACUACAAAUUUGACCGAUUUAUUCAAAUAGAAAGAAAAUCUAUUGAACAUAACUAUGUACCUAUCUAUAAUACAUAAAAGACAAGACAUCAGGGACUGCAUUCUAUACAUAUAUUUAGUCUAUUUAAUGAAGUUGGUAACAUGGUAAAAAACCUAAUUAUUAAAAAUAAGAAUCGAAUCAUCAUGUACAACAAAUUACUACUACAUAUUAUAAUGUAUUUAAAUGGAUAGAUGUUUAAUGUAAAUACAACAUUUCA